ACAGAGCUGCCAUGUCUGCCAAAACUGUCAGUGCCAGCAGUCAGAGCCCGGUGUUAUUUGACAGUGAGAAGGACUGGGACCGUGAGAAACAGCUGUAUGUUCAUUCAGUCAACAGACAUUUGAAGGAGCAUCAGCGAGCAGAAGAAGAUGUCAUGACUGAGCUGCAGAAUCUGAUGAACCAUGUGGCGGACCAGACACCAGGCACUGGCAGACGGUGGCAGCAUCCUUCUGAUUUUACUCGCAGGAACUAUGUAAGUCACUUUGGGAACCAAAUUCCAAAGGUGACCCUCCAGGAAUGGCAGGCCAAGAACUGUGCGAACAAACGAUUCGCCAAGGUCCCCAAGAUAUUUGAAAGGAGCCACGUCUAAAUUUGUUGAGGACGGUCUUCUAAACACUUGCACUUAAGAGGUCAGCAUGCUGGACUCAGUCCUGUUCUAAUGUUAUACCUAUAAAUGUUAGCAAUAUCAAUAUUAUAACGUGUCAGUGUU
Molecule: messenger RNA, 488 nt
Organism: Epinephelus moara (kelp grouper)
Lineage: Eukaryota; Metazoa; Chordata; Actinopteri; Perciformes; Serranidae
Product: S100P-binding protein-like
Exons: 4
Coding region: 12-368 (118 amino acids)
Molecular function (GO): calcium-dependent protein binding
Source: RefSeq, a predicted model, not a curated record